GCUUCACUUCCGCUAUUAAAAAAAACAACGGUCUUCUUCAUUCCGACCACGAGCACUGGAGAUAGAAAGCACUUUUUCUUUUUGUGGCUGUUUUUGUUUUGUUUUUUCUCGUUUUGGGUGUUUCUGAUCCAACAUGGCGGCACGAGCGAGGACGUUCCUGUCGUUGUUUUCUAUGGCAACGAGAAAAAAAGUGGAAGGAGGCUAGCUCGUCCAGGUUGUCACAUGAUUAGCGACUAGAACCGAGCUGCCCGAUUCCAAUAUGGUGGUUGGCUUGGCAGAGCUACGUAUUUUGUUAAUGAUAUUGUCGGCUUGCUGGUUCGAAUCUGGCGUAUGUAGCCUAAACACCUCGCCGUCGGUCUACGGCCUGCGACUGGAGAAUGCAACCGAGCAAGUGUACAUGCCCGUCCGUGUCCUGACUGCUGCGCGUGGCUCCAGUUUUGUGCUUCGGUUGUUCGGUUCCUACCUGCUGAAUGAGACCGUGGGUCCGUGGGUCGCAUUCGCUAAAAAAGUGGAUACAACUCCCGCUGAAGACGCGUGUAGCGUUGAAACACUGCGCAAUUCCUCUGCUUUCCAAGUGCAAGAGGUUAGCUGGGUUCACGAAAACGAGGCCUUAAUAAAAGUACACACCGAUGACACAGACAUCUCUGAUGAGGUAAAAGAUGAAACGCAUCUGGUUUUACACUGCUUGUGCGUAUUCAGUGGGCAAAAGUGGCAGUCUGCGGGGCAGGAUGAAUUCCGUGUAAAAGACCCGGAUCUGCCAUCCGAAAGGAUCCCAACAUGGGGUCUAGCCAUAAUUAUUAUCUUAGGAGUGUUUAUAUGCUCACUGAUACGAUGCCUGAAUCUUAGUUUGCUUUGGCUCGACCCUCUGGAGCUUUAUGUGCUGCACAGCUGUGGCUCAGAAGAUGAGAGGCGGCUAGCGAAGCGCCUGGAGCCCAUUCGGAGGAGAGGAAACUUUCUUUUAUGUUCCCUGCUGUUUUUGUGUGCUUUGGGUCACUCGGUGCUUGGUGUGAUUUUCUACCGUGCCUUUGGAUCCAUCCUUCCAGCUGUAUUUGCAUGUGCUGCACUCAUAUUCCUGGUCGCAGAAUUGUUGCCCCAUAUCAUAAGCUCGGGUUACGGCUUCUAUCUCGCCCCGAGUCUUGUAUGGCUGGCCCAGAGCUGUCUGAUCAUCACAUGCCCGCUGUCAUGCCCCUUAGGGCUCUUCCUGGAUUUUGCACUUAAGCGUGAUGUAAGCACUUGUGGAGUGCGUGAGAAGGUGAUGGAGCUGAUCCGGACAAAUGUGAAUGACCCAUACAGCGAGUUUGUCAAGGAGGAGUUCCGACGUGGAACACUAAGGAGCAAGACAGUGGAGGACAUCCUGACGCCACUGAAAGACUGCUUUAUGCUCCCUUCCACAGCUGUUCUGGACUUUAGCACCAUGUCUGAGAUUAUGCAGAGCGGAUACACUCGCGUGCCUGUGUAUGAGGAGGAGCGCUCCAACAUCGUGGAGAUCCUGUAUGUCAAGGACCUGGCCUUGGUGGACCCUGCUGACUGCACGCCCAUGACCACCAUCACCAAGUUCUACAACCACCCACUUCAUUUUGUCUUCAAUGACACUAAGCUGGAUGCCAUGCUCGAGGAGUUUAAGAAAGGAAACUCUCAUCUGGCCAUAGUGCAGAGGGUGAAUAAUGAGGGAGAGGGAGACCCCUUCUAUGAGGUGCUGGGUCUAGUUACCCUAGAAGAUGUGAUUGAAGAGAUCAUCAAGUCAGAGAUCCUUGAUGAAUCUGAUGGUUAUAUGAACAUGAAAGUUAAGCGACCUCUUCCUCAGUUGGAGAUUCCUCUGGAGCCCCGGGCGAUACAGGAGGAGUUCUCUCUCUUUAAGCUCCCUGAAGGCGAGGCAAAGAUCCGCACAUCUCCUCAGCUUCUACUUGCUACACACCGUUUUCUCUCCAGAGAAGUGGAGCAUUUCUGCCCACAGCGUGUGUCAGAAAAAGUCUUAUUUCAUCUCUUACGGCAUCCCAGUGUCAAUCAAGAAGUGAAGUUUGACCCAAACAACAAAAUGAGUCCUGACCACUACCUCUACACACGUAAUCAUCCGGUGGACUACUUUAUUCUGUUGCUGCAGGGGCGUGUGGAAGUUGAGAUUGGAAAAGAGGGUCUAAAGUUUGAGAACGGAGCCUUCACCUACUAUGGCGUGUCAGCACUGACCUCACCUUCCUCUGUACAUCAGUCUCCAGUGUCCACACAGCACCGCUCCCCGAGAGACACAUUUGAGCUGGGAGAAGCCACAAGCUCAUCCAGUUACUGUCCUGACUACACAGUCCGAGCCCUCACUGACCUGCAGCUCAUCAGGGUAACCCGCUUACAGUACCUCAAUGCCUUGAUGGCAUCUCGGGUAUCACAGAGCCCUGAACAACCCGAGAUUAAGAUCCUUCCUAACAGCCAGACCAAACUCCUAAAUGAGAAGAACGUCACCCAAGGUACAGACCUGUGACUGAAGGCACGGACACAAUCAACAUUACAUUUGAUUUUUCUCUUUACUUUUCAUUCUUUGAUGCAAUUGACAACUACACUUAAGUGUAUGGAGAUAAAGGCAAGUUUAUCGCUUAGCAUGAGUUUGUACACGUGAAGAAUCAUUUACAUUCACUACUGCACAUUGCACAUCAUUCUGCUUGGAGUAUGUCAUUUUUUUUGAUUGUCACAUAGAUUACCAUCAAAUCUCUCCUCACCAUUCAGCCAGGAAAACCUUUCCUCCUGGUUUUGUUUUGCGGCUAAUGUGUUUGCAUGUAGUAAAAGAAAUUAAUUGCGUUGUCUUUGUGAAUUGUCGGAAAAGUCAUAACCCCUGUGCCUCUCCAGCCGGGACCUAUAUGUAAGUAUAUUCUUGUUUCCCCUGUUUUAGAUGCCCCUUUAUCCCUACAACUCCAAAAUUAUCGACACCCUUCAAGAGCAAAAAUGGGUGACAAUAUUUGUGCCAGUAAUUUUUAAAUCCGGUGUUUUGCAGAAAGCUUUCACUGCUUAAUAAAAAGAUUGUUUCUAUAUCAAAUAUUCCAUGUUGCAUUUCCCCCCCUUAUUUCUUUGAAGUGUUUUAAUAAUUCUGGAGUUAUCCACCAUUCUGUGUGUUUCGAUAUUUUGUAUGUGUUUUCCACUUUGCUGCUCUUAUGUUCUUGUGUGCAAUGGAUAUCUGAAGCUAUCAUGGAUACAUACACACUCAGACUGGUCAGUUAAAGAUUAGCGUGGUCUGCAGACCCUCUGCUCACAGGAUGUUUGCAUCAUUCUGUGAAAACUUUAUGAAAAUCUCAGAUCAUCAACAGUUUCUAAAAUUCGCGUAUGAACAACCAUGCGACAGUAAAAAUCACCAUGAUCACACUUUUCUUGGCCUAUAUCUGCAUGAUUUUAUACAUUGUGCUGCUGCCACAUGAUUGUGCUAUUAGAUAGCAGCAUAGGUGAACAGUUAAUGUAGGUGCUCAGCCCCUACAGUUUCCGAUAUAUUUUACAAUUAAUGUAUAUUCCAUCAGUUGCAAUUCCAUGUCCGUUGUUAAGUGGAAGGUGUUCAUUGCUCUCAAGUGAUUCAUUACGAAACUUAUUUGGAAAUUCUUUUUUUUCUUGCAUGACAGAGGAUGUGAGCAUGUGAGGGCUUGCGGUGGAAUCUUAUGGAUCUCUCACUUUCUGGGGUUUGCAGGUACAAGCAAGACCCUGGAAUGCAGGACUGAUAGCGUAGCUCCAGGCCAGACAAAUGCUGUUUGAGCUAACCGGUUGAGCUUGGACAAGGAUUUGUUUUUACCACUGAUUUGAUUUUUGCAGUGCUUUUUACUUUUUAUGUAUGCCGUUCCCAGGUUUCUUUCAUCAGUGGUGCUUAUGCUGAUUUUGUUUGCCGUGGGUGUGUUGGAUUGUGGCAUUGUCAUGUGUUAAAGCCUUUGCUGAAUUUUUUUAUGUGCUAAAAGACAACUGAAUGCCAGCAUGGGCAGCAGGAACUGCUCUUUUUUGCUGUUUUGCCCCCCUUUUUUAAUCAUUGAUAAAUCUGUCUUUAAAUCUUUAUCUGUCAUAAUUUGCAUCACAAUCUUGCAAAGUGUUCCACUUCUGUACUUUUAGUAUAUACAAAUAUUUUAGUGUUUAAUUGUGAUUGGUUACAAAGGAAUGCUGUUAUAGCCCAAAACUUCAUAACUCUGAAGUCACGUUAUUUUUUUCAACACUAUGCCCAUGUAAUCUGGGAAUCAUGUUUUCUGUCUUUACAUUUAUUGUAACACAUCUAUCCCAUAAAAUUCAGUGUGUUGUAUAAAAACAUUAUCAAACUAAUAGUUUCUUUUCAUGUAGACUUCACUGGUGUUUUCUUGGACUGUUUGUUCAUUACCAGAUAAUCUCAGUCUCAGAAUUCAAACUAUCCUUCAAUGAGAGUGAUGUGUGUUUCUCUGUCAUAAACUUGGUUUAUUGUUGAAGAAAGUGUUGGUGACAAAAUGAUGGGUGGCAAGCGAUGAUGUUUAUGUUGUAGGGGGGAUUUUGCUAGCAUGUUUUGUUUCUGCUUGUCCCCUUAAAGGAUCAUGGCAAUUCAAUCAGAAAAUUCUUCUGACUGAUCAGUUUUGUCCUCUGAAUAUUUUACCCUGCUGGGCUGGGCCUCUUUCAGGAUGGACUCCAUCUAGUGCUUGAAAGACCGUGCUUGUGCUUCCAGAGACUUGUACAAUGAAUGCCAUUUAACUUUCCUUUCGGUGGUCUAACAUCUUACUUUUUUUUUUCUUUCCCAGAAUUUGUACCUACUUCUGCCUUACUAUUUCUGUGACUAUUAAUUUAGUUGAAACUUUUUCACAUUCCAUGCAGCACAAAAGCUAUUCUGUAUAAUUUACAGAAUUAAAAUUGUCUCAUGUCACCACUCAAGGACAUUGUAAAAGGAAAUGGACUUCAGUUCUUUUUUCCCAUUGCCUGAAAGUAUUCACGUUAUGUGCCAUUGUAGUGCUCAGUUACUGUUUAUCUGGGACUUUAGUUCCAGAUGCCAUGUUGAUGCUGGAAAGUAAAGAGGUUUACUUUUUUUUUUUUUUUUUUUUUUUUUACUAUUAUAUAUUUAUAUAUAUAUAUAUAAUUAUUAUUAUUAUUAUUAUUAUUAUUAUUAUUAUAUAUUACAUUCUGACUAAUUUUGCGUGUAUGUGCAUGGGAGGAAAAUGAGGCAACUAAAGACUGCUUGUUAUUUUAAGAUUGGGGAACUAGGUUUUGUUUCCCUGACCUUUUUUUUUUUUUUUUUUUAAAUCGUUACAUAACCAAGUUUUCUAUAUGUAUGUAGUUGCCUGUUAUCUCAUCUCAUUUCAAAUCCAGAAAAAUGCACCUGAUGUAUCGCAUUAAUUGGAAUUAAUGUCAAUGGCUAAGAGUAAUGCAUAAUUACUCAGAGGUAAAUAUUUUUCAACUGGUAAAAUACCUUGUUCUAUAGAUUAAAAACAACAUAUAUUCCUUUACACAAAUUAAUGCAUAAUGUAAACUAAAUUGAACUUUUAGUAUAUUUAUAAGAAGUUUUUGUAGAGUAGAGGCUACAGUAUGUAAUCGAACCUAUAGAUUGGCAAUAAUUGCUGGCAAACAAUUUUUUUUUUUAAUUGUUUUUGAUCAGUUAUAAAAUAGUAGUUGAAUUGUAGUUAGACCUUUUGGGGAUUUUUGGCAGGGCCGAAUAAAAACAUCAAUAUGGAAA
Messenger RNA from Hemibagrus wyckioides, 5638 nucleotides. Its product is annotated as metal transporter CNNM3. Bases 260 to 2470 code for a protein of 736 amino acids. NCBI's taxonomy places the organism in Eukaryota, Metazoa, Chordata, Actinopteri, Siluriformes, Bagridae. The transcript has 8 exons. The record is from RefSeq and is a predicted model, not a curated record. Gene Ontology annotation, biological process: transport; magnesium ion homeostasis. Gene Ontology annotation, molecular function: transmembrane transporter activity. Gene Ontology annotation, cellular component: plasma membrane.